GCACUUUAAUUGCGGGUGACUCGGGAAAAAAAAGGGAAUGAAUCGGAUGAUUUUGUUUCGAGUGUCUAUUUGUCAGCCAUUGUUGCUUCAGAUGCUCUUUGAAAAGUGGCGCCUUUGCUUUCCAUUCAAAACCUUCUUUAGAGAGCGAUAGAGAGCCUAAAAACCCUAAGUGGUGUCCGAGACAGAGAAAGAGACGAUGAUACUGAGGACUCCGCCACCGAAGAAGCAACGGUCCGAAACGAGGGAUCCGGGCAGCUUGUUGGCCGCCGCGUCAGACCUGCCUCUCGUUAUCUACGAGGAUCCUGCUUCAGCGGCGCCCCCUCCCCAGUCCUCCUCGGGCGAACACUUGCUCUGCACCUACCAAUGUCGCCAAAUGGUUAAAUCGGAUUUCUUUGAUGCCUUAAGCUGUGCAGAGAAGCAAGUUGACGACUACCAGUCCAGAUCGAAGGCUUUGGAGGAGAAUUUUAGCAAAGUUGAAGCUGAGAGGAAGCAAAUUUUAGAUCGAUUCCUGUAUUCAGAACAAGAACUUGCUGCUGCAAAAGGGCGUGAACAGGCACUGCAACAACAGCUUUUGAAAGAGGUGAAUGAUUUUCAGGAGCGAUUUAAAAAACAAAUACAAUCACAUAGCGAACUUGAGGUAAAGCUCCGCAAUGAAAUGAAUCUUCGCUUGAAGGCUGAUGCUUCGACAGCUUCAGCUGAAGAGAAAGCAAGUACUUUCGAGAGAAAACUGAGCAAUCUUUCCGAAAGCAUAGAGAAGGAGAAAAAACGUCUCCACAAUGAGAUUGAAUUGCUGAAAAGAGAUUCAAAACUUUCUGUUUCUAGAAUAAGUGCAGAUCUUGAAAGGAUGGAAUGCAGAGCUAUCAAUGCUGAGGAAGAAUCAGGCCUUUUAAAAGAGCAACUGGAAGAUCUUAAGAAGCAACUCACUGAGUGCAUGCAUCAGAAGAGUGCAGUGGAGAAGAAAUUAUCAAGCUUCACAUUUCAAGAAGCUUCUUCUACUGAUAGUAAUAUUUUGGUGAAACAUUUGCAAGAAGAGCUUAGGAACUACGAAUCCGAAGUCAGAGAGGCAAGGAAGUUGAGAUCAUCUCGUGAAAACAUUGAGUUAUUGAAGGAGAAAUUAUUGGAAGAGAAGGGCCGCAGAGAGAGGGCAGAGGGAGAGUUAUCUAAAUUACAUGAAUUCCAGAUGAGUAUGAAGAAGCUGGAGGAUGAAUUGUCAUCUUGGAAGUUGAUGAUCAAAGAAAUUCCUGGUGUGUCAUGUUCCGAGGAUAUACCAGUUAAAUUUGCAGCAUUACAAAAGUGA
Messenger RNA from Juglans regia (Persian walnut), 1297 nucleotides. RefSeq names its product mitotic spindle checkpoint protein MAD1-like. Bases 197 to 1297 code for a protein of 366 amino acids. Gene Ontology annotation, biological process: mitotic spindle assembly checkpoint signaling; attachment of mitotic spindle microtubules to kinetochore. Gene Ontology annotation, cellular component: kinetochore; mitotic spindle; nuclear envelope. The transcript is spliced from 7 exons. Lineage: Eukaryota; Viridiplantae; Streptophyta; Magnoliopsida; Fagales; Juglandaceae. The record is from RefSeq and is a predicted model, not a curated record.